Molecule: messenger RNA, 1516 nt
Organism: Pistacia vera
Lineage: Eukaryota; Viridiplantae; Streptophyta; Magnoliopsida; Sapindales; Anacardiaceae
Product: pentatricopeptide repeat-containing protein At5g46580, chloroplastic-like
Exons: 2
Coding region: 1-1404 (467 amino acids)
Molecular function (GO): protein binding
Source: RefSeq, a predicted model, not a curated record
AUGAGCAACACUUUUUGGUCUGUGACUAGAAAUGCUUUGAAGGCUUGUAGGGCAACUUUGUUAAUUAAUUUUAAGUGUUUGUUGCAGCUCCUUAAAGCUCCAUCAAAGUCUCAAAAUUUACCAGACUCUCCAAACCCGAAGACUUCAUCUUUAUCUGAGCAACUCAAGCCUCUCUCCACAGCCACUCUUUCUCCAACCAAGAAUGACCAAAUCCAUCUUUUAUCCAAGCCAAGGUUCGCAUGGGUUAACCCGACCAAGCCUAUAAGGUCUGUGCUUUCACUUCAGAGGCAUAAGCGCUCUGCUUACUUGUACAAUUCUCAGAUUAGAGAACUAAAAGGCUUUGCAGAGAAGCUCAAUGACUGUGACAACUCUGGAGAAGCUUUCUUGGCCGCCCUAAAUGAAAUCCCACGGCAACCCACUAGAGAAAAUGCUCUCUUGAUACUCAACAGCUUGAAAUUUUGGCAAAAGACUUAUCUUUUCUUUAAUUGGAUAAAGACUCAGAAUUUGUUUCUUAUGGAAACUAUAUUCUACAAUGUUACCAUGAAGUCUUUGAGGUUUGGGAGGCAGUUUCAGCUCAUUGAGGAGCUUGCAAAUGAAAUGGUAAGCAGUGAAAUUAAGCUUGACAAUAUUACUUACUCUACUAUUAUUACUUGUGCCAAAAGACGCAAUCAUUUUGAUAAAGCUAUAGAAUGGUUUGAAAGAAUGUAUAAAACUGGUUUAAUGCCUGAUGAAGUUACAUAUUCUGCUAUCUUAGAUGUUUAUGCUAAAUUAGGUAAAGUAGAGGAAGUGUUGAGUUUGUAUGAGAGAGGGGUAGCUACUGGGUGGAAACCUGACGCCAUUACAUUUUCUGUGUUGGGGAAGAUGUUUGGUGAAGCAGGGUAUUAUGAUGGCAUUAGGUAUGUUUUACAAGAAAUGAAAUCUUUAGGUGUGCAGCCUAUUUUGGUUGUGUACAAUACAUCGUUAGAAGCAAUGGGCAAGGCUGGGAAGCCUGGUUUGGCUAGAAGUUUGUUUGAUGAAAUGAUUGAAUCAGGUUUAACCCCGGACGAGAAAACUUUAACUGCCCUUAUCAAGAUUUAUGGCAAGGCUGGGUGGGCUAAGGAUGCUUUAGAAUUAUGGGAGCAAAUGAGGGAGAAUAGGUGGCUGAUGGAUUUUAUUUUGUGUAACACAUUGUUGAAUAUGUGUGCGGAUAUUGGAUUGGUUGAGGAAGCAGAGAAGCUGUUUGAGCAUAUGAAACAGUCAGAGAAUUGUAAGCCGCAUGGUUAUAGCUAUACGGCAAUGCUGAACAUAUAUGGGAGUGGCAGGAAGGUUGAUAAGGCAAUGGAUUUGUUUGAAGAGAUGCCUGAGCAGGGGGUUGAGAUCAACGUGAUGGGGUUUUUAAUCAAAGUUAUUGUUUAUCAAUUCUAAUGUUCUUGAUUCAUUCAUUACAUUUAAUGUCAUUCAUUAAUUACCAUUAUUGUGUGACGCCCUUUGAUGUUGAUUAAUGUAUGGUUUGAAUUAAGAUCAGGCAAACGCCACA